This is a messenger RNA of Cavia porcellus (domestic guinea pig), 5361 nucleotides long. RefSeq names its product leucine rich repeat containing G protein-coupled receptor 6 (gene Lgr6). The record is from RefSeq and is a predicted model, not a curated record. NCBI's taxonomy places the organism in Eukaryota, Metazoa, Chordata, Mammalia, Rodentia, Caviidae. Gene Ontology annotation, cellular component: plasma membrane. Gene Ontology annotation, biological process: activation of adenylate cyclase activity; hormone-mediated signaling pathway; adenylate cyclase-activating G protein-coupled receptor signaling pathway. The coding region runs from base 273 to 3284 and encodes 1003 amino acids. The transcript is spliced from 20 exons. Gene Ontology annotation, molecular function: protein binding; protein-hormone receptor activity; G protein-coupled peptide receptor activity.
GACUCCUCCUCCGCCUGCCUGUCUCCCUCCCUCGCCAAGCCCAGCCUGUGAAACUGAAUAACGAAGAUCACUCAACAAUGCCUGCCCCUCUCUGACUGCAAGGUCUCUGUGCUCCUGCUGCUGCUGCCGGCUCCGAGCGGACCCCGCAGGGCGGUCCCCACCGACGGCGCAGCCCUCGGGUCUGGUAGUGGGACGGGGCGCGAGCCCCAGAGACCCCUGCACCCGUGCGCUCGCCGGUGCACCCGCCAGGUGCCCCGCAGCCCGGCUGCGAGAUGCCCAGCCCACCCGGGUACUGGGCGCUGUGGCUCUGUACCGCACUGUGCACCUCCCGGUGCGCGGGCGGUGGUCCCCAGCCUGGCCAGGGGCGCACAACCUGCCCGGCCCCCUGCCACUGCCAGGAGGAUGGCAUCAUGCUGUCAGCCGACUGCUCGGAGCUCGGGCUCUCCACUGUGCCAGGGGACUUGGACCCCCUGACAGCUUACCUAGACCUCAGCAUGAACAACCUCACGGAACUUCAGCCGGGCCUCUUUCACCACCUGAGUUUCCUGGAGGAGCUGCGUCUCUCAGGGAACCAUCUCUCCCACAUCCCGGGACAAGCAUUCUCUGGCCUCCACAGCCUGAAAAUCCUGAUGCUGCAGAACAACCAGCUGGGAGGAAUCCCCGCUGAGGCGCUGUGGGAGCUGCCGAGCCUGCAGUCUCUGCGCCUAGAUGCCAACCUCAUCUCCCUGGUCCCGGAGAGGAGCUUUGAGGGGCUGUCCUCCCUCCGUCACCUCUGGUUGGACGACAAUGCACUCACGGAGAUCCCUGUCAGGGCUCUCAACAACCUUCCUGCCCUGCAGGCCAUGACCCUGGCCCUCAACCACAUCAGCUACAUCCCUGACUUCGCCUUCCAGAACCUCACCAGCCUCGUGGUGCUGCAUCUGCAUAACAACCGCAUCAAGCAUCUGGGGACCCACAGCUUCGAGGGUCUGCGCAACCUGGAGACACUUGUGUGUUCUUUAUCCUCUGUUCCCCAGAGCACUGCAGUGGAGCCUGCAAGGGAAGCCAGAUGUGGAGGGGGAGGAGUGGCUGGGAGAAUGAAAGGAGAAAGAAAUGAUAGAGACUUGAAUUAUAAUGAGCUGCAGGAGUUCCCCGUGGCCAUCCGGACCCUGGGCAGACUGCAGGAAUUAGGCUUCCACAACAACAACAUCAAGGCUAUCCCUGAGAAGGCCUUCAUGGGCAACCCUCUGCUGCAGACAAUACACUUUUAUGAUAACCCAAUUCAGUCUGUGGGGAGGUCGGCCUUCCAGUACCUGCCUAAACUACACACGCUAUCCCUGAAUGGUGCCACAGACAUCCGGGAGUUCCCAGACCUCAAAGGCACCACUAGCCUGGAGAUCCUGACCCUGACCCGCGCGGGCAUCCAGCUGCUCCCACCAGGGAUAUGUCAACAGCUGCCCAGGCUCCGAGUCCUGGAGCUGUCCUACAAUCAGAUCGAGGAGCUGCCCAGCCUGCACAGGUGUCAGAAGUUGGAGGAAAUUGGCCUCCAACACAACCGCAUCUGGGAAAUUGGAGCGGACACCUUCAGCCAGCUGAGCGCCUUACAAGCCCUGGACCUUAGCUGGAACUCCAUUCGGUCCAUCCACCCGGAGGCCUUUUCCACUCUGCACUCCCUGGUCAAGCUGGACUUGACAGACAACCAGCUGACCACACUACCCUUGGCCGGGCUUGGGGGCCUGAUGCAUCUGAAGCUCAAAGGGAACCCUGCUCUGUCUCAGGCCUUCUCCAAGGACAGUUUCCCAAGACUGAGGAUCCUGGAGGUGCCCUAUGCCUACCAGUGCUGUGCCUAUGGUGCCUGUGCCAGCUUCACUAAGGGCUCUGGGCAGUGGCAGGCUGACGACUUCCACCUGGAGGAGGAGGAGGCCCCAAAGAAGCCCAUGGGCCUCCUUACUGGACAAGCUGAGACCCACUAUGACCUGGACCUGGAUGAGCUCCAGCUGGAAAUGCAGAACUCAAAGCCACAACCUAGUGUCCAGUGUAGCCCCAUUCCAGGCCCCUUCAAGCCCUGUGAGCACCUCUUCGAGAGCUGGGGCAUCCGCCUGGCCGUAUGGGCCAUCGCGCUGCUCUCUGUGCUCUGCAACGGACUGGUGCUGCUGACCGUGUUUGCUGCCGCCGGGCCCGGGCCCCUGCCUCCGGUCAAGUUCGUGGUCGGUGCAAUUGCCGGUGCCAACACCUUGACCGGCGUCUCCUGCGGCCUCCUGGCCUCCGUGGACGCCGUGACCUUCGGCCAGUUCGCCGAGUACGGAGCGCACUGGGAGACGGGGCUGGGCUGCCGCGCCACGGGCUUCCUGGCGGUGCUGGGCUCCGAGGCGGCCGUGCUGCUGCUGGCGCUGGCGGCCGUGCAGUGCAGCCUGUCCGCCGCCUGCGUGCGCGCCCGCGGCAAGGCGCCCGCCCUGGGCAGCGUGCGCGCGGGGGCGCUGCUGUGCCUGGCGCUGGCCGCGCUGGCCGCCGCGCUGCCCCUGGCCUCAGUUGGGGACUAUGGCGCCUCCCCGCUCUGCCUGCCCUACGCCCCGCCCGAUGGCCAGCCGGCCGCCCUGGGCCUCGCCGUGGCCCUGGUGAUGUUGAACUCCUUCUGCUUCCUCGUGGUGACCGGCGCCUACAUCAGGCUCUACUGUGACCUGCCGCGGGGUGACUUCGAGUGUGUGUGGGACUGCGCCAUGGUGAGGCACGUGGCCUGGCUCAUCUUCACCGAUGGGCUCCUCUACUGCCCCGUGGCCUUCCUCAGCUUCGCCUCCGUGCUGAGCCUCUUCCCGGUCACCCCCGAGGCCCUCAAGUCGGUCCUGCUCGUGGUGCUGCCUCUGCCUGCCUGCCUGAAUCCCCUGCUCUACCUGCUCUUCAACCCCCACUUCCGGGAUGACCUAAGGAGGCUCUGGCCCUGGUCGGGAGCCCCUGGCCCCCUGGCCUAUGCUGCUGCCGGUGAGCUGGAGAAGAGCUCCUGCGACUCCACCCAGGCUCUGGUGGCCUUCUCUGAUGUGGAUCUCGUCCUGGAAGCUUCUGAGGCUGGACGGCGUCCUGGGCUGGAGACCUAUGGCUUCCCCUCAGUGACCCUCAUCUCCUAUCAGCAGCCAGCGGCCCCCAGGCUGGAGGGAAGUCAUUUUGCAGAGCCUGAGGGGACCCACUUUGGGACCCCGCAGCCCUCCCUGGAUGGAGAACUGCUGCUGCGAGCAGAGGGAGCCUCAGGAGGGGGCUCCUCAGUCAGUGGGGUCUUACGGCCCUCUGGCUCAGCCUUUGCCUCACACUUAUAAAUGACCCUCCACACUCUUCUGUCACUUCGCUUCCCUCUUUUCCCACUCCGUGAAUGAUGGCUGCUUACGAAAUAAAUACAUACAACCAAAAUUCAAUAGUGCCACCCACAGCAGGCUGGCUCAGGUCCUGGCCCCGCCAGUCUCCUCUCUCCUGUGGCCAUUACCUUGAGGGCUUCAUCUUCACUGCUGGCCUCUUCCCUGUCAUGUCCAAAGCUGUGGGCCAGAGACCUGAAACUUGGCUUAAGGGAAGUGAUGGAAAUAAAAGUGGAGUAGGGACCAGGAUAGGAUCAGGAUCAGGGCACAGUGGACAGGAGAACUCAAUAGGUCUGGAAAGGAAACACCAAAGGCGUUUGGCCUCUCUCCUGUAACUCGUAGAAGGGAUAUGAAAAGUGUUUUAUGGUCUUGAUAUAGGUCAUGCAAAAAUACUUGCUAUCAAAUCAGCUUUGGAAGAGAUGACACAUUGUAUCCCCUUUUUAGAGAUCCCCAGGGCAUCGCAGCAUAGUAAAGGCCCUGAAAAUUCCUGCAACAGUAAAAUCUAUUGGACUGUGUUUAACCUGGUGAGUUCCCCAUAAUCUAUUUGACAAGUUUUUGUCUUCAUGGAAUACCUAUUAUUAUCUCCAAAACUUUAGCAUUGCUGUCUCCCAGGGAGACAUAAGUCAACAAGGCUGCCUAGACUGGGGUGGAGGGAUGAGGCAAGAGACCUCAUGGAACUUGACACAUCUCUAAAUCUUACUUGACUAGUUGAGUAUCUGGACUCUUUCAGACUCUGAAGCUCAAUAUGCUGACUUUAAAAUUCCUUGGGGUCAAUUUCAGUUGGCACUCAAGUGAUGACACAUUUCUUUAUCAAUUGUUUAAGGACCUUGUCUUUCUCUAUUUGCCCAGGGCUGAUCAAGAUCCCCUGAUGGAGAGACUUAACUUUGGGCAUAAGAUUUGAUAAUUCUUAUCAGGAAAAAGUUUUCUGAGAUAACCCAAGGAUGACAAAAUUGGUGUGAUUUUGGGGAGCCUUGACUUCUAGGAAGUUGCUAAGGGCCCUCUCCCCAUGUGGGUAUUGUUCCCCUUGUAGUUGAGCAGUUGGGUUGGAGGUAGGAUAGAAAGGUCAUGUGUUGGAGGUGUAGGAGUUUUAGAAGCUGUGCCCCCAAAGGUGGCUUCUUCUAUGAAAAAGUGGACCAUACUUCUCAGCUUUGAGCUUUAGGGUGGCAUUGCUAUCACCGGUCUACUUCUAAACAUGUGGGCACUUGCUGCAGUGGAACUUUGUGUUCACAAGAGAGGUGUGGGAGGAGGGAGUGGAGGCAUUUACCAUAAAUCAUUUUCAUUAUUCGAAAAGUCUAGUUGAUAUUGUACAUUUACCCAAAAUAAGCUUGGUCAGUUGUUGUUUUCGACUGAAUUUCCAGAAAGUCAGUAUGUUACUCCUUUGUGUUCAGCAAAAGAUUAUGAAAAUUGUAUAUGUCAUUGAUUAAUCACAAAAUCAAAAACCAAGUUGCUCAAUGCCCAUACAUGCAUUUUGUCUGGUUGACAAAAUCUUCCAAGAUGGUGUCCCUGGGAAAGAAUCCCCACGAGGAGGCGAUGGUGAUGGAAAUGUUGGCAAUGUCUGACCUGUUAUGUGCUGCUCUGGACUCCGUGUGCUAUGUUUUGGCCACCGGUACCAACCAGUGUCCUUUCAGACUGACUCAUGAAGGGGAGUUUCUUAUGGUGGGACCUCCAAGGAACCCAAAGAACCCAGAGCUAAAAUGGGAAGACUGUGGACUAACAGACUUAACAGCUGGGCCUUCUCCUAACUUCCUAGUUUGCUCUUUUUGGGAAGAAUAAAGGUGUAAAAAAUAAAAGAGGAGGAGAAGGACAUGGUAACAAUAAUUCCUAGUAAGCAAGGAUGGUGGGAGGUAACUGAAGCCCUGGUCCCCUCUGGCACUGUCCCCUCUAACUACCUCCGCACUGGUUUAGCAAGUUUCCACCCGUUGCUCGGCACACCUGUGUCCCUUCUGAGUUCCAGUCCCAUGCCCUCUCCAGUUGUGUGAAAUAUAAGAAUUGUCAAGAUGCAAAUAUUUGGGCUCUUCUGUGUAAUAAAGCACCACUGAACUAC